AUGAGCAACGAAAGACCAAGAGAAAAACAAAUGCCAAAACAAAAAUAUGGCUUUGCUAAACCCGAAUAUAUACCAACUACAGUUUCAGAAGCAUUAAAAUUAGAAUCAGAAGAACCUAAAUUAAAUCUUAUUGUACAAUUUAAAAAUAAAGAUAGUGAAGACGAUACAACUGGUCCACCAAUCAGCAUUUCACAAAACGUAUCAACUGAUCAAUUACAAUUAUUAAUUAAUAGUUUAUUAAAUAAUGAUGAACAAUUACCAUAUUCAUUUUUUGUUAAUGAUCAAGAAAUUACAAAUAAUUUAAAAAACCAUUUAGAAGAUAUAUCAGAUGAAACUACAUUAAAUAUUUAUUACCAACCACAAGCAGUAUUUCGUGUUCAACCAGUCACAAGAUGUCAAAGUUCAAUGUCAGGACACACAGAAGCUGUUUUAAAUUGUGCAUUUAGUCCAGAUGGUACAGGAUUAGCAUCAGUUGGUGGUGAUACCACAUUAAGAAUAUGGGAUUUAAAUACAAAUACACCACUUCAUACAUUAAAAGGACACACCAAUUGGGUACUUCAAGUAGCUUGGUCACCAGAUUCAAAAAAAAUAGCGACAGCAGGUAUGGAAGGUGAAAUUAGAAUUUGGGAUCCAAAGACUGGUAAACAAAUCGGUCAAACUUUAAGAGGACACACUAAAUUCAUUACAGGAUUAGCAUGGGAACCAUUUCAUUUAAAUCCAAAUUGUGCACGUUUAGCAUCAUCAUCUAAAGAUUCAACAGUUAGAGUUUGGGACACAGAGUUACAACGUUGCACCAUGACAAUGUCUGGUCAUACCAUGUCGAUUACUUGCAUUAAAUGGAGUGGUGAAGGUUUAAUUUAUACAGGUUCUCAAGAUAGAACCAUUAGAGUUUUCGAUGCAAACCAAGGUAAAUUAGUUAGAGUUUUAGAGGGUCACGCACAUUGGGUCAACACUUUAGCAUUAAACACUGAUUAUGUUUUAAGAACUGGUCCAUUCGAUCACACCGGUAAACAUUAUGACACCCUUGAGGAGUCGCAAGCUGCUGCAUUAGAGCGUUACAAUCAAGUUAAAGCAAAGAAUAAAGGCAUGGAAAUUUUGAUAUCUGGUUCUGAUGAUUUUACAGUAAUCAUGUGGAAUCCUUCUGUAACCAAAACUAAACUUAAUCGUUUGACCGGUCACCAACAAUUAAUUAAUCUUGUAACCUAUUCCCCUGAUGGUCGUUACUUUGCAAGUGCUAGUUUUGAUAAAUCCAUCAAACUUUGGGACGGUAUAACUGGUAAAUUCAUCUGUAACUUUAGAAACCAUGUUAGCGCUGUUUAUCAAAUUUGCUGGUCCUCUGACAGCAGAUACUUGGUUAGUGGCAGCAAAGAUAGUACUCUUAAAACUUGGGAUAUUAAAACAAAGAAAAUGUAUAACGAAUUACCCGGUCAUGCUGAUGAAGUUUAUACAGUUGAUUGGUCUCCAAAUGGUGAAAAAAUUGCAUCAGGUUCAAAAGAUCGUUUAUUAAAAAUUUGGGCUUUAUAA
Molecule: messenger RNA, 1524 nt
Organism: Dictyostelium purpureum
Lineage: Eukaryota; Evosea; Eumycetozoa; Dictyosteliales; Dictyosteliaceae
Exons: 3
Coding region: 1-1524 (507 amino acids)
Biological process (GO): ribosomal large subunit assembly
Cellular component (GO): nucleolus
Molecular function (GO): protein binding
Source: RefSeq, a predicted model, not a curated record